This is a messenger RNA of Phytomonas sp. EM1, 792 nucleotides long. The record is from the annotation of a GenBank genome assembly. Lineage: Eukaryota; Euglenozoa; Kinetoplastea; Trypanosomatida; Trypanosomatidae.
AUGCCUCAGAAUAUCACGGAGGAUAUUAUUCAUGCGUUUGAUAACCGCACCCAACGUUCCCUUCGCGAACUUCUUAGCACUCAACGCGCAUAUACGGCGGAGCCCAACGUGCAAAACCAUGGGGCAUUCGCUUUGGCCAUAGCAGAAGCCCGACGACUACUACUAUUUAGCGACAGCCUGCACCUGAAGCUCAGGAAACAGCAGCAGCAGAGUAAGAGGAAGAGGCGGCAUCAGGAACAGACCGCAGAUCUCCCAUCCGAACUGCCGCACUCUACCUCUGCCCUUGAACCCCUUAGCUCAUCCGGGGACGUGACCAUCCCUGACAUCCCCUCCGCGUUGCUCCUACAGCUUGACGAGCGUCGGCAGGAGCUGCGGCGUCGUCUCUCGCACUCCGUGAGCCUUCUCGAAGAGGCCCGCCACGAGCCCGGCGAUCCCCAUCGAACGGCCGGGCCGCCUACCGAUGACGUGGGUGCGGCCGACGCGGCGGCCUCCCUCCGUUCCCUUCUUCACACCCGCACGAUGCUCUUGACGGAGCUGCAGAAGGUGGAGUCUACCGUGCAGCAGCUCGCGACCAGCUCCGAGACGCUCGGCCUGGUGCAGCAUUCCCUUCGUGAGGUCCACGCGGGGAUGGCCCAGGCCCAGCAGCUCGUGCGACGUCUGCUCGCGGUACAGUCGAGGGAUGACCUGCUACUAAGGCUGUCUGUCGUGGUGUUUGUGACAGUGGUGGGGUACAUUCUACUGCAACGAGUGGGACGUUUCUUCCCUGUUGUGGAGUAUGUCACAGUAGUGUAG